Molecule: messenger RNA, 4195 nt
Organism: Prorocentrum cordatum
Lineage: Eukaryota; Dinophyceae; Prorocentrales; Prorocentraceae
Source: the annotation of a GenBank genome assembly
AUGACGCAGGAGCUAGAGAACCGACAAAACAGAGAUAACGAGCUGAUGGCCGAGGUGCAGCGCCGUGGCCGAGUUGCAGCUGGCGGGGCCCAACCACCAGCUGCCGUUGCUGCGCAUCGAGUGGACUCCCUGGUGGCUACGCGGACGCUCGGCAAGCCAGACGUGUUCACGGGAGAAAAUCACAAGUGGAACGAUUGGAAAGUCAUCUUCAGGACGUACUGUGCGGUUGUGAACCCAAGCGUAGUCAUCGGGAUGCGUCAGGCAGAGAGCGCCGACGCGAUCUCUGUGCUCAUAGACGAUCUAGCCGAGGAGUCGCUCCAGAGGGCAUCGCAGCAGCUGUGCUACAUCCUCCUUCUCCUCCGCCGCCAGCAUCCCUUGGCCACCAUCGUCAACAGCGGCGAGAAUGAGGGCUUCCAGGCGUGGCGUAAGCUCGUUGAGUACUAUGAGCCGCAUGCUCGAGCUCGGAUUGCAGGCCAGUGGCUCAACCUACUGAACUUCGCGUCUGCUGGCGACGUCGAAGACGGGCUAGCGUUGUUCGGGCGAGAGCUCAUCCGAUGCGAGCAGCGGAGUGGCGAGACCCUCUCGGCUUCGAUGACGAUCGGCAUUGUGCUGCGCCAGAUGGAAGAAGGGCCCCAUGCGGCAACGCCUCUUGCUCAGUGCGACCCGGCAUGUGGGGUCACGGACUUCCGCAGGGCCCAGAGUGCGAUCGCCCUGGUCCCCGUGCCGAUGGACCUGAGCGUCUUCGCCAAGGGCGGCAAAGCAUCGUCGGCUUGGAAUGGGCCCUGGUGCGACCAGGCCGGCUCCGUCGGCGCCCGUGUCAGCUACCUCGACCUCGACCGCUGCGACCGCGAGGAUAGGUCCAGCAUCAUCUUCGACGAGUGGAGGGUCUCGGCUCGACGAGUGGAGGGUCUCGGCAGAUUGGCGCUCUACUUCAAUGGCGACAGCGAGCAGGUUAGCCGCCUGGUCGCGCACCUCCACUCCCGUGCCCUGAACGACCCGGGGCCUGCGAUGGCGGACGGUGUCGACUCCAUGAUCUGCGCGGUCCUGGAUGUGAACAUGAUCCACGGCAACUCAGAUGCGGAGGAGGUCGAGUUCAACGGCGUCGCUCGCGUGGGCAUCGACUCGUGCGCAGCGGCACUCGCCGCCAAGUUCAGGGUGGCGGACGUCAGCGAGCCGUUGCUGCGCGUCGCGGAGACGGUCGACUCGUGCCAUCGGCUCGUCUUCGACUCCGAGGGCGGGCGAGAUGUCAGCUACGCGCGCCGCGCGACCAGCGGGGAUUUCGUGAAGUUCUGCCGCAGGAGCGCGGUCUACGAGAUUGACGUGCACGUCGACCCGUACGUGCCUGAGGUCUGCCCCGUGGAGGUGGCCAGCCCAGGGCCUCCCGGGGGCGAGGCCGGCCAGCCAGGGAGCCCGCGGCCGACGGCGGCCGAGCGAGCCGCGCAUGUGGUACUGCGCGAGCCCUGCAGGGCUUGGCGCCGGGAGUGCGUCCUCGGCAGGGGCCUGUCAGCGGGCCGCCGCGCCGCAGACCGCCGGGAGGCUGCUGUCGCGGUGGUCGGCAUCGACUGCGGCUACUUCGGCGCGAGUGAGGACGGGGCCGCGAUGCUGAUUGGCAGGGGCGCCAAGCGGCUAGCGUUGGCUGGCCACGAGCGCUUCGUCUUCCGUUCGGAUGGCGAGUCUUUCCUCGUCGCCUUGAGGGCCCGCGUCGCAGCCGAGCUCGAGGGGGGCCAUGGUGUCGAGACGGUCCCCGAGGACAGUGCGGUCGGCGACUCCCCGGGCAAUGGUCUCGCCGAGCACGCUGUGCGCGAGGUGAAGGCCAAUAUCAGGACCGUGAGGGCGCAGGGCGACGACCUCCACGGCGUGGGCAUCGGUGCCGACCACCCGGUGAUCCUGUGGAUGGUCGAGUACGCGGCGACGUCGAUCAGCCUGGGCAGGCGCUGCGCCGAUGGUCGGACCGCGUGGGAGCUCGGGCACGGCCGGGCCUGCAGCAGGGAUCUCGCUCGCUUCUCGAAGACGGUGCUGUUCCUCCCAGGGGGCAAGCGGAAGGUCGGCUUCGAGGGCGAGUUUUUUCGCGGCUUUUCCUCGGGCCUACGCUGCGCACCGACGAGUUCUACAUCGGCGCGGAGCACUGUGCGCUGCGUGCUGCGACUACCGAUCGACCAGCGAGACGACAGGGGCCUGUUGGACGACGCUCUAGCGGGGAGGCCGUGGGCGCCUGUGACGGCGAAUGCGGCUAUUGACGAGGUGCUGGUGGCCAUAGAGAUCCGCGUGCCAGGGCCGGCCGUGCCGGUUGGGGCCCCAGUGCCGCCAGUCGUGCCGGCCGGCGCUCCAGUUCCGCCGGCCCCUGAUGGAGUGGGCCUCCCGCCGGGCUCCUCGAGGCGCGCGGCCGAGUGCUGGGCCGCGGGCCGUCUGCAUCAGGAAGCAGCCGCGCCAGCCGCGGACGUGGACGUGGCCUUGGCGCUUCCAGGCCCGGGCGGCGGCAACUUGCAGGAGGCGGUCGAGGCGCUGCUGCUCUCGCUCGCCUACAGCGGGCGCGAGGUUGACGUGGUGGAGGUGUUCUGCCCGAGGCAGCUCGUUGGCGCUGCGCCGCUCUUCGGGCUGAUCCACGGUGGCUCGUUCGACGUCAGGGUCGGCCGGGACUUGUCCGACCGCCGCCAACAGCAGCAGUGCCGCAAGCUGGUCGAGCAGUGCCGGCCGUGCUCGCUCCUGGGUAGCCCUCGCUGCGCGCCGUUCUCCAUGCUGAAGUACCUGGGCGAGGAUGCCGAGGGGCAGCGCCAGGCUUAUGCCAUCGGGCAUGGGCGCCUGAGGUUCGCGAUGGAGCUGCGCGCGCUGCAGGUCGUGAGUGGCCGAGCGUUCCUGCGCGAGCACCCCUGGGGCGCCGACAGCUGGGGCCUGGAUGUCGCAAAGAAUGUAAUGGCCCUCCCAUGCGCGGUGGUCGGGCGAGGGGGCCAGCGCGCGUUCGGCCGCGCGGUCCCGGGCGCGCGCGGCGACAGGCUCGCCGCGCCGCGCGGUCUCCGCCGGCACUUCGUGAAUAAGAAGGUGCUCGCUCCAUCGGCCCUCGAUGCGGGGCCGAACGUGGGCGACGAGGAGAUCAGCUUGAAGGACUUCACCGGGCACUGGCGCGACGCCUUGAAGCCCGAGUUCUACGACGAUCGCGCGGGGGCGUUGCUGGGCGCCGAGAUGGUCAGGUCCGCGAGGCGAUCGGAGAUGGACUUCAUGGCCCAGCGCGGUGUGUGGACCUACGCGAGUGACGAGGACUGCUACCGCGAGCUCGGCCGCAAGCCUCUCAGUGUGCGCUGGGUCGACGUCGACAAGGGCGACUCGAUCCGGCCCGACUGCAGGUCGCGUCUCGUCGCGCAGGAGACUAUGGCGCAGAACGCCACCGCUGGGCAUGGCGUCGGCGCAGUGUUUGCAGCGGCGCCACCGCUGGAGUGCCUCCGGCUCGUGUGCAGCUUAGUGAUGUCGAGCGACCAGGCUGAGGGCCGCGUCCUGGGCUUCCUGGACAUCUCAAGGGCUCGCCCGCGCUGCGAGAUCAAGAGGGCGCUCUACGUCAGGCCCCCGGGCGAGGGCGGGAUGUCGCAGGGGGCAGGCAAGUGCGGGUUCUUGAAAAUGGCUCUCUACGGGGCGCGUGGCGCCGGCCAGAACGUCGAGCUGGCGACCUCCAAGACAGUCGUCGGCGCCGGCUGCGACCAGUCGGCCUGCUCCCCGUGCGUGCAUUGCCGCAGGGACAAGCAGGUGGGCUUCUCCCAUCACGGCGACGACUUCGUGCUCGAGGGUUCCUGCGACGAUGCGGAGGCGAUCCGCGAGGUGCUGAGUGCGAAGUUCAUCGUGAAGGGCCGUGGCGUGCUCGGGCCGGCGCCGACCGACCUGAAGGAGAUCGCGCGUCUCAACGGGGCCCUGCGCUGGCGAGACUGGCGGGGCCAGGGCGGCGGGGCCAUCGAGUGCGAGGCGGGCCCCGGGCGCGCGCAGGCCCUCCAUGCGCGGCUGGGCAUGGCGUCUGACGCGGGGUCACUGAGCACGGCCGGUGUGAUCCAGAAGUUGACGCCUGAGGUUGGGCGUGAGCUGCCCGAGUCCGAGGCGGCCGAGCACCGCAGUGCGCGAGUGAGGCUGGGCUGCCUCGCUCUCGACCGCCCGGAGCUGCAGUUCACCGCGAAGGAGUGCGCCCGUGGCAUGCAGAAACCGACGGAGCGCUACCGAA